Molecule: messenger RNA, 2700 nt
Organism: Actinia tenebrosa (Australian red waratah sea anemone)
Lineage: Eukaryota; Metazoa; Cnidaria; Anthozoa; Actiniaria; Actiniidae
Source: RefSeq, a predicted model, not a curated record
CUGAGAAAGAAGUCUACCAUUAUAAAGAGACUCAAAAAUCUCGAAACAAAUUCAGUGCAACAAAGCAGGUUAUUUCAUUCAUGAGCCGGAUUAAGAAUUCUAUUUAUAACGGUCACUAUAUUUUGAUAAAUAGUGAAACCAGCUUAGAAAAGGCGUAGUCCACUAACUAUUUUGAGACUCGACUAAAAAAUAUUAUUGUCAUAACAAAUUGAAAAUCCGUCUUGGAUUGACUCAAACUAACCAAAACCAGUGUCGAAAAAGCCAAGCUGGAAYACCUGAUCAAUAAGAAUUCAUUGCAUUGUCAUUGUUUUCUUUCUACAAACCAGGAAAAGGGCGCAGUCCGACUGAACAAGCAUUUCCACUGGUAAAUAUAUCUUAUCAAUGUGAAAAGUGGCACUGCAAGUAAGGAAAUUCUGGAACUGCAAAUAUUCUAUAGGAUGAGCAAUUCAAAUCUCUCCUUCAUCUGCCCAAGCUGUGUGUUAGUUUAGAACUUUAUCAGUAACGGUCCGUGCAUCGAGGAGAUCUUUGGACGGGUCGAGCAUCAGAGUAGGUUGAUAARUACAUAGAAGAUGGGGGGUUUUAUCAGCACGAUUCGAGACAUAAAAGUCAUUCUUAGAGACUUGAAAAUAACUCUGAAAUUCACCGCUAAGAUCGUACUCAAGGYCCAUGGAAUUGUUGACGAUAUUGAAAAUACCGUUCAGGAACUUAAGACGACUGUAAACAAUCUAUCGGCAAGGGUGCCUGCGCAGACCGCGACAAUACAGGAACAACUAAUGGAGGAAAAGUCAGCAACGUAUCUGAAUGAAGUUGUUCAGUGUAUUGAAACUACAGCUGAUUCAGUGAAAACUUCACUCGCUAAUGCCAUAAGUGUUUUGACAAGCGAUGACUUACUCAAAAACACAAGUGACGCCUUUGAUAAUCUGGUUAGUAAUCAUUCUGGGACGAACUUGUCUGGGGUAAUGGCAAGAUGGGCAAGCAUUCCUGAUGGAAUAGGUGAUUUGGUUAGACAGGACUGCAUUAGUUUAAAUGACUACACACAAAGCAGUAACGGCGUGAAGUCUUUGAAGGCAAAAACAAGUGACAAGACAGAUGACAAUCAGUUAACUGAAUUGGCAAAAUCGUCUGCCAAGAUGAAUGAAUUGGAUUCAAAAGAUGACAUGAGUCGUCCUAUUAGUGGAAAUGAUGAACUGGAUAAUAAGAUGGAAAAAAUCCCAAGGAGAAAUGUCAAAGAGAUUUCAUUUAUAGAACAUAGUGGCACAGGAAUUGUUAGAAUUCUCAAACCUUUAUUGAACAUCAACAACCAUAGUUUCAGUGCAUCAAAGUGGCAUGAAAUAGAAAUUUUCUCAACUCUAGCUAACAGGACUAACAGGAACUGUCGAUCAGAGCAACAAGACAAAAGUAUCGUAAAACCACAAGAUAUGAUACAAACUAAAUUGUUAAGUGGAAGAGAUUGCUUGCUUGAGCCUAUGACAGAACUCCAGACAGACAUUCUAUCCUUACUACUAAUGACUUUGGUGCAGGGAUUUUCAAGUGAAAAUACCAAAGUUUCUCAGAAAGCAAUUACGAUAUUGAGUGGUGGUCAGAAAUGUAAAAGUGUAGGUCAGGCUUUGAUGGCUGAGUGCAUGACAUGUGACUGAUACAGGAAGUACCAGAAACUCAAGGCUGCUCUUUCUUCCCAGGAUAACAUAGCAAGAUGUAUUUGCAAGGAGAAAAAUAACAGCAGAACUAAGACAAUAAGCCGGGAUAGUUUUGUGACUAUAUUUCAUUCACCCUGGGAUUUGUAGAUGCCAAAGGUAGCAGCAGUGCAGUUUACAUUAUUGCAACCAUCAAGCACUCAAAUUCCUGGCUAAGCAAUAUCAAUAUGUACACCAAGAAGCAUCCUUGAAAGUAAAGGCAGCUAAUAUUUUAAUAAUURUUGUUGGACUUAAUGUAGAUUAGGCCAGAAAUAUCUUUUGUAUUUUGAUAUUUGAACCCUUUUUCAUGUUUGGUAUUUGGAGUAAUUUUUGUAAAUAAUUUUUAUAAAGCAUGUAAUUAGUAAUUGCAAAUUCUUGGAGUAUAUAAAUUUGUUAGUAAUAAGYUUUAAAAAGGCAAAUAAAAAGCUUCUUGAAUGAUGUUAUUCUUGUUGGUACCUGCAAUCUUUAGGUUCACAUCUACAAACCACCUGGACUUAUCACUAAACAUCUAACUAACRAAACAUACUACAAUGGCAUUCCCUUAUGAGCAGAGAUUAUGAAUUCUAGCCCUUAUAUCUUACCAGUACCCUUCAAAUAUUGGCAUUGGGGUAUAAACUUGCCACAAGUCAUCCUAUGGGUAGCUCUCUUGUCUCCUGUUAGACCUUGUUAUUUAACUACAACCUCAACUGACCUUAAGAGGGGUAAAGAGAAUCUUUGCUUGAAAUUUACUCACAAUAUCUCCCUAUUUCUCCAUAUUUCACUUUGAACAUUCAAAUGUUACUUCUACAGUAACUUACAGUAACAGCACUUUAUUUUAGGGUUCACUUAAUUUGAAGCCAAGCUCUGUUGUGCUUAACCYUUCCAUUAUAGCUUAGAAACUUAGAUAAUUGUCAUGGAUAAAAUAAUGUAAAUAAAUAAUUCAUAAUGAUGCACYAUACAUCAAAUACAUAAAUUGUAUUUAUUUUAUAGAAAUAGUUACCUUCUUGUAAGGCUCUGGUUAGUUGAUUGUAUCUGCUUUUGUUUGUGU